AUGCUGAGAUAUGUGUUUGGAUUGUCAUUGUGGAUUGUGCUGUGCUUUAUAAAGGACGUGGAGCCAGUGAAAUGCACCAUCAAUAUUACUGAGAGCAAAUCUUCCGCACAAUAUCUAUACGUAAAGUGGAGUAGCCCUGGGAUCACUUGCAAUUUCAGUUUGACUUGCAGUUCAAGCAACUUUUGGCAAACGACAUGCAAUCCCAUCCAAAAAAACAAUGAUACUUAUGAAUGCACGCAACUUGGACUUGAGGCAGGAACAGUUUAUGACAUAACUAUAGAAGCACAACAAGAUGGGGAGACAAAGAAUUUUACAAACAAACAGACCCUCUUCCUCCAUCAAAAUUUGAGGUAAGAAGAAACACAGUCACACCAAAUAGUUUCCAGGUCUUUUGGAAACCAUCUUUA
Messenger RNA from Staurois parvus, 407 nucleotides. Lineage: Eukaryota; Metazoa; Chordata; Amphibia; Anura; Ranidae. The record is from the annotation of a GenBank genome assembly.